This is a messenger RNA of Staurois parvus, 3549 nucleotides long. NCBI's taxonomy places the organism in Eukaryota, Metazoa, Chordata, Amphibia, Anura, Ranidae. The record is from the annotation of a GenBank genome assembly.
AUGACCUCACACAAGCGCAAACAUGAGAGGCGACACAUCCGCAGCUCGGGGGUGCUUGGCCUUGCAUCUUCCCUUAUGGGGGGAAAGGACAAUGACAUGGAGGAGUCUAGCAACGAUGAUCUCAUUGACUUUUCUGCUUUGAGUAGCAAGAACUCUAGUCUGAGUGCCUCUCCCACAAGUCAGCAGUCUUCCGUAUCCCUGGUUCCUACUGUUUCUGAGGCACCUUCUCCACAAACACUGAAAUCCACCAGCACCAUUCCACCUACAACCAAGAUGUCAACCCUUUUGUCCCAGACAUUGCCGACUAAUAUGCCCUUGGCUUUAGCCUUAUCUAGUACUACGCUCCCUGUAGGAUCGGGGCCAUAUUUCCCUAUCAUAAGUGGACGUGGUGGCACCUCAAUUCCCAUCAGCACCAGUAACAUAGUGCCCGUGGCUGCCCCUGACACUUCUCCACAGUCUGCUUCUGGGGCCAGCGAUCAAAAUAGCACUUCGCCAGCUGCUACAUCCAUUAUGGAAAAGAUUUCUGCCAGUAAAGGGCUAAUCUCUCCUAUGAUGGCAAGGCUGGCAGCAGCCGCCAUCAAACAGUCUCCAUCACCUGAAGCAGGCAAUGGGCAAGUAUUAGGACGGAUUAAGCCAGAGGCUCCCGAUACAGAAGGAACAACGCCCCAAAGUAGCUCUCAGGAGCAGAGCCUGGACCUGAGUAUAAACAGUAAUGAGUCCAAUGGUCAAGAAAUACCAACUGAUUUACAACUACAUUGUUCUCUUGUGGGCAAGAUCCAGCACUCCAUUUCCAACACAGGCAGCUUGUUAAGCCUGAAAACAGAUGCAGACAGUAGUGAUUCUGGGGCAGGAGAGUCCACCCAUUAUCUGGGGAAAGUGAUGAAGGCCCUUGAUGGUGAAAAGCAUACUGAACCCUGGAAGACAUAUCUACGCAGGUUUGGUCCUGCAGAUGUGUGUGACCAUCAUUGUGACUUUCUUCAUAAACUUCAUUUCCACUGUGUUGUAGAGGAAUGUGGAGCACUUUUCAGUACCUUUGAUGGAGCCAUAAAACAUGCCAACUUUCACCUGCGAAAUGAUGUAGGAACCUCAAAAGGUAGCUCAGAAAUACCUUAUUCCUCAGACUCAAAGAUCUCCCCUAUGCCGACAUCACCCACCUUAACCUCAAAUAUGGCGCCUGGUUGUGAGGUUCCAGCUCCUUGUCUUGCUGCGGUUCCAUCCACUCCAACUCUUCUGGCCUGGAAGCAGCUGGCAUCGUCCAUCCCACAGAUCCCCCAGAUACCCACCUCAGUACCCAGUUUAGCUUCAUCCCCCAUGGCAACAACAUCUCUGGAGAAUGCGAAGCCUCAGGUCAAGCCAGGAUUUCUGCAGUUCCAGGAGAACGAUCCAUGCCUGGCAACUGACUGCAAAUAUGCAAACAAGUUCCAUUUCCAUUGUCUGUUUGGAAACUGCAAGUAUGUGUGUAAAACGUCGGGUAAAGCAGAGUCCCAUUGCCUUGACCACAUCAACCCCAAUAAUAGUCUGGUGAAUGUGCGGGACCAGUUUGCAUACUAUUCCCUGCAGUGCCUGUGCCCCAACCAGCACUGCGAGUUUAGAAUGCGUGGACACUACCACUGUCUACGGCCCAACUGCUACUUUGUCACCAACAUCACUACCAAGCUGCCGUGGCAUGUGAAAAAAACACGAGAAGGCUGAACGAAGAGCAGCAAAUGGCUUCAAGUACUUCACUAAACGAGAAGAAUGUGGAAGAUUGGGAUGCAAAUACAAUCAGGUGAACAGUCAUUUUCACUGCAUUCGGGAGGGGCUGUCAGUUUUCUUUCCUACUAAAACAUCAAAUGACAUCACAUGCCCGUAAACACAUGAGGAGGAUGCUGGGAAAGAACUUUGACCGUGUACCUGGACAGUUGGUUUCACAAACUUCAAUGAGUGGCAGCACAGCCCCAAGUCCUAACUCCACAGAAAAUCCAUCAUUGUUUCAAACCACAGCUCAGAACAUGAUGGACACAGAGACUGAUGAAUGCAUGGACUACACUGGUUUGGGCAGUCCUGGUGGGAUGUCGUCUGAGUCCUCCAACCCUGACCGCAGCUGCUCCAGUACUCCUGUGGGCAAUGAAAGUACAGAUGCAGGCUGCCUGGUCCCUUCUGCUUCUGACGACGCUCUCACCCACAAUGCACCUCCACCACCUCCAGCAGCGGCUAUGCCUCAUGUUCCUACCUUUCCUCCUGCCUUGGUCAGGCCUCCCCUCUCUUCCCUUCCGUACCUGCUGUCUCCAUCCUGUGUCUCAUACUCCCUGAUCACUGCCAGCCUGGGGGUCAGCAGGGGCAUUGUGGUGCCAACAAGCAGCGCUCCAACUUUCACACCAGUAAUAGCCACUCAAGCUCCAGUCAAAAGUGAUGUUCCACUAGUACAGGAUGCAGCAGGGAACACCAUUACCAUGCCAACAGCUUCUGGAGCCAAAAAACGAUUCUGGAUCAUUGAGGAUAUGUCACCUUUUGGUAAACGACGCAAGACCGCUUCUUCCCGCAAAAUGCUGGAUGAAGGGAUGAUGUUGGAAGGAUUCAGGCGUUACGAUCUGUAUGAAGACUGCAAAGAUUCCGCAUGCCAGUUCUCCUUGAAGGUGACUCAUUAUCACUGUACCAGAGAGAACUGUGGCUACAAAUUCUGUGGACGAACACACAUGUACAAACAUGCCCAGCACCAUGAUAGAGUGGACAACCUGGUUUUAGAUGACUUUAAGCGGUUCAAAUCCUCUCUUAGCUGCAACUUCCCUGACUGCCAGUUCUCAGGGAACAGCACUCACUUCCACUGUUUGCGCUGUGGCUUCCGAUGCACUGACAGCACUAAAGUGACCGCGCACCGCAAGCACCAUGGAAAGCAGGACGUCAUCAGUGCUGCUGGAUUCUGCCAAUUUAGCUCCAGUGUAGAUUGUGAAGUGCCCGACUGCAAGUACAAGCUGAAGUGCUCACACUUUCAUUGCACUUAUCCCAGCUGUAAGCACACUGUGGUGGGAAUGUCUCAAAUGGACUCACACAAGCGCAAACAUGAGAAACAAGAACGGGGGGAGCUACCCUCUGUUUCUCCAGGUCCAGAAGGAUCAACUCAUAGUGCACCUGAGUUUGACCUCCACAAUCAAACAGUGAACUUGGACAGCUCUCUCAAACUUGAGCACAGACACUCACAGCUCUCUCCUAUUCCUACAAAAUGCUGCUGGGGUAGGCCUGAAUGACUCACUAGACCUGAGCAAGAAGCCACAGGAUGGUGCUGACAGUGGCUCAAGGGAAAACAUUGAGACGACCAAUUGCAGGGAUGUCGAUGAUGAUCUGUCCCAGGAAGAAGAUGAUGAUGAAGAUGAAGAGGACGACGACGACGAUGAUGAUGAUGAAGAACUGAAUGAAGAUGAGGACGAGGAGGAGGAUCUUAAUACAGAUUCUGAGGAUUCCUUGCCUGAUGGUGAAUGUUUACCAAGGAAAGGAAGGAACGAAAGUGCAGAGGAUUCUACAAACCACUGUGAUACCUCCCAAACUCCAUUAAACCUUCAGACAUCCCCUUAA